CGUCACUCUUCUGUACCUGCCGUUUCUCUCACUGUCUUGCCCUGUCCCUUCCUAAUUCUCAUCAAGGCGCCUGCCCAACAUGACAUCUCCGUGCACGUGAGCAAAGUACGGAGGCACAGAGGCAGGAACCUCUCCACAUCACGGGGAAGGUAACGCGGGGUCACGAGACAAGGGACCUCGACGUCUUCUCUCUUCUCUUCUGGAACAAUAUCCCACAACCCAUAUUUCCGCAGUCUCUGCCAAUGAGACUAUGACAAGAAGGGAGACCACUUGCUGACUGAUCCGCUCUAGCCAGUAUCCAUGUCAUGAUCGCUUCAACUUCGGAUGGGUGAUUCCUUGUCUACAACCCCAGGCACCCCAUCCAUCUCGUUGCUGACAAAGUGUUGAUAUAAGGGCCUUCACCAAGUUACCUCCCACACCUGAUGCCAUGUUCAAUGGCCGCACAUGUCAAACGAAACAGACUUGGCCCUUUCCUGACCGGCAAGGAUUUGCUGCAACGCGAUUGAAGCCAUGCAAGCCAACUCCACGGUUCACCUAGGCCGCGUCGUCAAGGCUUGCGACAGAUGUCAUCGCCAAAAGCUCAAGUGUGAUCCAUUCAGGCCAUGCAUGUUAUGCCAACGUGCCGGCGUCGCAUGCACGACCUCGAACACCAAGUCCCAAGGUGUUAAGCGGCGCAGAAGCAGCUCUCGCCCUGAUACUCGUAAUACCACAGUCCUAUCAGAAGUCACUCCAGCCCAUGAAGCAUCCGUCUCUAUCAAGGCAUCUACAUCGAGGAGCCAAAGUAACGUCACCCCCGAACCCACCAUCAACACGAUAGAGAACCAAGACCUCCGUGGCACCACUUCUAGCAUUGAAUUCGCUCGCAAUGUUUUUGGGACUGAAAGCGGUGACAAGCUCACCAGCACCUCCCUCAUUCCCGGUCAUUCUGGCACUGUCUCAUCACACGACCAUGUUUGGUCCCUCCAGCACCUACAAUUACCUUCCAGAGAGAUUAUGCAGAUCCUCAUCGACAAAUACUUUGAUGGCUACCACUGGUACAUCUCUCUGUUCCAUGAGCAGCAAUUCCGCCAACUAGCUGACCGCAUCUUGGCCACUUCAAUAUGGUCUCGCAAGGACAUGAGCAAUGUCAACGUCGUUUUAGCAGUUGCUCUGCUUGGUCUGCAGGUCGGCCUUGAGGACGACUCCUGGUCUGACCUUGGCCGUCUCAAUUCCUUGUCAGUCGACGGUAAGAAACUGCUACACAAUUUGUCCACAGAAAUACGACUCCAUCUCAUCGACAUUAUUGACGACUGCGCCCUGGAAGCCGUUCAAAUUUGCCUCCUCUUCGCAACUUUUCACGUCUAUCACGACUCUCCUAGCCUGGCCUGGAGCUUGACAGGCAUGGCCAUCAGCGUUUCGUACGCCCUUGGUUUGCAAUCCUCUCGAUCCACCACCUCCGACUUCAUCCUGCGCCAAAUUCAAUAUCGCUGUUGGAACCACGCCAUGGUCGCUGACAACUUUGCCUCCAUGAUCUACGGCCGCCCUGGUUCCAUUGACCCGACCUUUUCCACCGUCCAUGAAUUAUUAGAUCUCGAUCAGAGAAUCACCGAUCCAUCUGUCCUGACUCAUCCUGUCUAUGGCCUCCAGAAUGUACCAAAUACUGCGUCAUUUCCCAAUCUCAAAUGCAAGCUCUACAGAAUCAUAAGGCAUGCUCUCGACCGUGUUCGUGUCCGCAAACAAAAUAAUGACCUCUGUGGAAAUGAGAUCGAGGCAAGCAUCAAAGGGUCAAGACAUGUCCAGGAGCUUCUAACCCAGAUCCGCGCAUCGUUUCCACCCCUUUUUGAGUGGGAUAACUGGGUUCAUGCCGAUCCCUGGAAAUAUGCCGAGGACCCGGACAGCGGCUUGCCGAUGCGCAAUCAAUGGAGACAAUUGCUCCUGCAAGCAUCCAUGAUCCAAAUCCUGUACAAUGCCGCUGUCAUAUUGACCCACCGUCCAUUGUUGGAGCACAAAAUCUCGUCCCUUGGCGAAUCUAAGCCAUCCAAGUACGUUCUUGAAUCGAUUCGAACCUCCUUGAAUACUGCUGUGCAGGCCGCUCUGUGCAUGUCUCGGAUAGCACUUCAAAGAAUACACAACCAGUUUUGCGUCUCUUUUGCCUUUAUGCACCUCUUCACUGCCGGCGUGGUCUUGUGCAUGGUUCCUGCCAGCCAGCCACUCUCAGACUUGUCCCAUCAAGCCAAAGCAGGAGUUGUGCGCAUCAUUCGCAUGAGUCAGGACUUGCGGUCCAAGAAUCGUGUCGCCCGACAUACGGAGAAGUUGCUGAGCGAAUUGCUCAAGAUCACUCUUCAACGAGAGAUUGAUAAUGCUCUCAAGGCACAAACCAUUCCCGACUCGACACAGCGAUCGUCAAGUCCUCUUCGUGAGACCACAAAGCAUCGUACAGAGACAAGGGUAAAUCCAAACACUGCCCCUGGGAUAGAUACCGCCGAAACAUCGAUUGAACACGCUCAGCAGCCGUUGUGGGAUGUAACUCCAUCUACAUCCAAUGUUCAACCCAUACCCGACCAGUACGGCACUGCUUCCAUGCACCAGCCAAACAUGGAUAUGGGCGAGGAAGGCGGCAUGUUUAUGCCCUACCAAUUUCCCACUAGCCAGUGGCCUUUCGGUGGUUACAAUGACAUGAGUUUUGAUGCUGGAGGGUUCGACGAAAUGAUGUUCAAUUUGCUGCCAUUCGAGAACAACAGGAAUGCCAACUCCGGAUAUCAGUACCAGCCAUGAAAGUUCAGUGAUCAGCGCCGUCAAGGAUAGACACACCGAAACCACCACCAUCACCAGCAGUUGCUGCUGCGCGAGAUGCACCUAAGCAUUUUCCCGAAGUAGCGUCUCCUCCGCCGACUCGCGGAGAUGAGACUAGGCCUUAAUGAUAUCGAUGAACAUGAUUUAGGUCAGAACAUGUCAACUCAUCUAUUAAUAUUCCAAAAGUUAAAUCUCUACCCAAGGAGGAAGCAAAAAUUCUCUAUGAGAGGAUGUGCACACCACGAUAUGCACACUGGAUUUUUAUGUCUAUCAUCCAUAGUCGGAGGUUACAUACCCAGGCAGGUUGGACCAGAGCAAGAUAUUUCGUGCUCAUUCAUGACCAGACGCUUGAAAGAAAGCCCAAAGCCAAUGUAAAUAUAUCGAACAAGAACAG
Messenger RNA from Exophiala mesophila, 3166 nucleotides. RefSeq lists its product as uncharacterized. Bases 511 to 2754 code for a protein of 747 amino acids. The record is from RefSeq and is a predicted model, not a curated record. Gene Ontology annotation, biological process: regulation of DNA-templated transcription; DNA-templated transcription. NCBI's taxonomy places the organism in Eukaryota, Fungi, Ascomycota, Eurotiomycetes, Chaetothyriales, Herpotrichiellaceae. Gene Ontology annotation, molecular function: DNA-binding transcription factor activity, RNA polymerase II-specific; DNA binding; zinc ion binding. The transcript is spliced from 3 exons.